AUGGAAGAGGGAAAUCACUCGGAAGCUACUGAGUUCAUUCUCUCAGGAUUGACAGACCGUCCCGAGUUGCAGGCCCCUCUCUUUGGAGUGUUCCUACUGAUUUAUGUGAUCUCCCUGGCGGGAAAUGGAGGGAUGAUCUUCUUAAUCACAGUUGACUCCAGACUAAACACCCCCAUGUACUUUUUCCUCAGGAGUCUGUCUUUCUGUGAUCUCUGCUGUUCCACAGUGAUUGCCCCUAAAAUGCUGCAAAUUUUCUUAGCUGAGGAGAAAACUAUUUCUCGCACUGCCUGUGCUGUGCAAUUGUAUCUCUUUCUUUUUUGUGUAGAUAUUGAGUGUCUCUUGCUGGCUGUGAUGGCGUAUGACCGUUAUGUGGCCAUCUGUAACCCGCUGCAUUAUACAGUUACCAUGUCCAGACAGCGUUGUAACUUGCUGGUGGCUGGGGUGUGCGCUGUGGGAUUGGCGGAUUCACUAAUACUGACAUAUUUUACAUUCCGGCUGUCAUUCUGCCGCUCCAACAUCAUCAGGCAUUUCUAUUGUGACACCCCCCCACUGGUGGCGCUCUCCUGCUCUGACACCCGCACCAAAGAGAUUGUGAUGUUUGCUUCCACUUGCUACAUUAUAGUCAGCAGUGCUGUGGCCAUCCUCCUGUCCUACGUCUGCAUCUUCUCCACCAUCCUGCGGAUCCGCUCUGCCGAGGGCCGGUGCAAAGCCUUCUCCACCUGCGCUUCCCACUUGUGCGCAGUGGUUAUGUUUCAUGGCCCCCAAAUCUUCAUGUACUUACGUCCCCCCUCCAGCUAUUCCAUGGACACCGACAAAAUAGCCUCACUGUUUUACUCUCUGGUGAUCCCCAUGAUGAACCCCCUCAUCUACAGCCUGAGGAACAGGGAGGUGAAGGACGCCCUGAGGAAAGUAAUCAAUAAACUCCUAACUCAGUCUUGA
Pelodiscus sinensis (Chinese soft-shelled turtle) is the source of this 939-nucleotide messenger RNA. RefSeq names its product olfactory receptor 8U9-like. The record is from RefSeq and is a predicted model, not a curated record. Gene Ontology annotation, molecular function: olfactory receptor activity; G protein-coupled receptor activity. Lineage: Eukaryota; Metazoa; Chordata; Testudines; Trionychidae. Gene Ontology annotation, cellular component: membrane. Gene Ontology annotation, biological process: G protein-coupled receptor signaling pathway.